GCACGAUAUAAAGUUUGCGCUACCUUUGAGCACGUUAUUUCAAUGCUUUCAGCAAAGGAUUUUUAUCGCUCACUUUGUGGGCAGGGCGAACUGGAAAAUACAAGUGAAGGUAUUUCAUCGAUAGACAAAUUGGAUACAUUAUAUGCCAAUAAUGACCCAGAUGUGAUAUCAUUUACAAGUUCGAAGCAGGCAAUACCCGCACCAUCAGGAAGCAAUACUGCUAAGGACAGAAGACGUGUUGUGUUUGGGAGUAUCGAUGAUAAUGAUAGCUCUUGCGGAAAGCUUCUCGAAAUGUUUGACAACGAAAAGAGUGCGAUGCUUGUAAACAGUUCUAAUAGUGUAUCUUUGGAUUCUGAGUUGAAGGUUGAGGAAUUAUUCGCGAAUGAAAUGUCUAGAAACCAACAAGUGACAAAUGAAAACAAUGACCAGUAUUCCAAAAUUGAUCUUUUCAGUACUUCAUCGGAGUAUGUGCGGAUGUCUGCCGGUAAUUUGUUGACUCCUUUGGAACGUGGUGAAUUAUUGAUAAGGCAAAUGUUGAGGCCCACCGAGUUGGAAAAGUUUUUUAGUGAUACGUACCAGAAAACUCCAUUGUAUGUGGAACAUCCUGAGUCAGAACGUAGUAAUUGGAUGAGUUUAUCUUCAUUGCAAAAACUGUCAGUCGAGGAGUCCCUGGUUUUUGGCCAACAUGUGGAUUUGAUUGAAAGUGAAGGUCUACGCCAUCGCAUUGUUAAUCCACCUGGUAGAGCUUUAGCUGGAAUUAUAUGGGACCAUUUUCAAAACCGUGGUGGGUUGCGUUUCCAUAAUUUGCAAGCAUUCUUCAGACGUAUUCGCUUUCGUCUUGGUCUUCUGCAAGAGUAUUUCGGUUGUAAUUUCAGCAUAACAGCCAAUCUGUUUCCCUCACAACCAUCUGGAUUCGUAUACAGGGGUAUAAAUUCGGAUGUAUUUAUUCUACAGCAAGAAGGAUCACAAGUUUUGGAAAUGUCAAGGUAUAGUUUUAAAAACGAUUUGUGA
Molecule: messenger RNA, 1011 nt
Organism: Heterobilharzia americana
Lineage: Eukaryota; Metazoa; Platyhelminthes; Trematoda; Strigeidida; Schistosomatidae
Source: the annotation of a GenBank genome assembly